Mangifera indica (mango) is the source of this 2781-nucleotide messenger RNA. RefSeq lists its product as uncharacterized. The record is from RefSeq and is a predicted model, not a curated record. NCBI's taxonomy places the organism in Eukaryota, Viridiplantae, Streptophyta, Magnoliopsida, Sapindales, Anacardiaceae. The transcript has 11 exons. Bases 588 to 2486 code for a protein of 632 amino acids.
CUAGCAUCAUCUUCUAUCAAAACCCACCAACUGAGAUAUUGCUUCUUUUAAUGCAAUGCAAAAAGCCCACCAUUUUUACAAAAGCUUCAAAGGUGACAUUGCUUUCUAAGACAAACCCUUCUGGUCAAACAAAUGGACACCCUUUUAAGCACUACACACGAUCCAUAUAUAACACUUACACAUAAAUAUUUGCAUAUGCAUGUUCUUAUUGCGUUUGAUUUUAAACGUGGAAUCAGGAAGACAGUUUUCUGUCUGAAUUUCGCAUGUUUAUUGUAUUUGUGUUUAGUCUUAUAUCUAAAUGGGUUGGUUUUCUUAGAUUAGGUUAGAUUUAACCAAGAUUGAUCUUUGAGCCACUAGCUUGGUACUACUUUUAAAAAAUAUAUAAAUUCAGUGUGAGUAUCACUCUUAUCAGCAUAAUAUAGGCAUAGAUUAUUCUCUAACAAUAAAUGAUUUUUGGAUGUUUGUUCGGUGCUGUGUUUAUAUCUUGGUAUAAGAACUUGUCAAUAUCUGAUGGUAGUAUUUGCUGCAUUUAAUGCUGCUCAAGUAACAUUUUCACUGUGGGGUCGAAACCUUUCUUCGGUGCUACUAUGCAGGAAAUAUAUUGGCGGGGUGGCUCUAGUCUAAAGCCGUUGUACUUCAUGGAAGCAAUAAAAGUUUCAAGACAUAAGCGUUCUAACAGUGAUCCACUUAAAAGAAAAUUUGGGGAAGAUAAAUUGAAUAACACGCUUGAAGCAUCUUACCACCUUAAGCUGCUUAUGUCACAGAAGGAAAUGGGACAUCAUAAGCACUCUGCUGAAGCCAAGAAGCGGCAGCCACCUCAUGCCGAAAUACAAAAUUCAUUAAAGCAAGAGAUUGUACAGCUUCAAGAAAGAUUAAAUCAAGAAUUUGUGGUACGACAUGCAUUGCAGAAGGCAUUAAAUUACAGGCCCUUUUCCCAUGAUACGACAACAGACAAAUCAAUCCCCAAGGAUGCUAAGGAACUGAUCAGGGAUAUAGCAGUUUUAGAGAUGGAAGUUGUGUAUUUAGAACAGUAUCUGCUUUCUCUAUAUAGAAAAACUUUUGAUCAGAGAGUAACCCCUUUACCAACCAUGGAUAAAAGACUCAAAUCAGAUACAACUGAUGAGGGGAUCUUUUCAGAAUUUUGUCAAAGUGAUAUUACUUCAGAGGGAGAAAAUUCUACUGUUCGGACUAGUAAUCUAAAGCCUUGUGAAAAUUCAUAUGGCAAUACUCCAAAGGAAUGCAAUGACAUUUGGGGAGCACAAAAACUUUUAGAUUCUGGCAUUCAUCGGAGCCACUCAUCACUCUCUCAACGUUCAGUUUGUUCAAUUAGAACUUCCACUCCAUUAAAAUCUUUAGCUAAAGCUGUAGACUCUUAUCACUCCGUACCUUUGUCAAUGUUGGAGCAAACUCAGGCUGAUUCUUCAAAUGGAAUCAGCUUGGCAGAGCAUUUUGGGACAAGUGUUUCCGAUUAUGUUCCAGAUACACCAAACUGGAUAUCUGAGGAGAUGAUCAAGUGCAUUUCAGAUAUAUAUUGUCAAAUUGCAGACCCACCUUUGAUCAAUCACGAGUUCUCAUUCUCUCCUAUUUCCCACUCAUCAUCACUGAAUAUGUUUUCUUCGGGUGGUCAGGAUGAUAUUCGGAGUCCUCACUGUGGGAGGUUUUCUUCCUUCAAUUCACUUGUUGAUAACCCUUUCAGCAUUGGGGAGUCCAAGGAAUUCAGUGGACCUUACUCCACAAUGGCAAAGGUGGAAAGGAUUUGCAGAGAUGAUAAUAAAUUAAAAGAAAUUGAACAUAAGCUACAAUAUUAUAGGUCACUUGUUUACCGUUUGGAAAAAGUUGAUCCAAGAAGGAUGAAACAUGAGGAGAAGCUAGCUUUCUGGAUCAAUGUGCACAAUGCUCUGGUGAUGCAUGCAUUUUUGGUAUAUGGAAUUCCCAAAAAUAAUCUCAAAAGAGUAUCUUUACUGCUCAAGGCUGCAUAUAAUGUGGGAGGCCAAACCAUUAAUGUAGAUAUGAUUCAAAGUUCUAUUCUCGGUUGCCGAAUGUCACGUCCAGGACAAUGGCUGCGUUUUCUAUUUUCUUCCAAGGCAAAAUUUAAGGUUGGAGAUGCACGAAAAGCAUAUGCAAUUGAGCACCCCGAACCUCGUUUGCAUUUUGCACUUUGUUCAGGAAGUUAUUCUGAUCCUGCGGUCCAUAUAUACACACCCAAGAGAGUUUUCCAGGACCUGGAAACAGCAAAAGAAGAGUACAUCCAAUCAAACUUCAGUAUAAACAGGGAGCAGAAAAUCCAGUUGCCCAAGAUGGUGGAGUCUUUUGCAAAGGAUUCAAAUUUGUGCUCAGCUGGUUUGCUUGAGAUGCUUGAGCAUUCCUUGCCAGAUCCUUUCCGGAAGAACAUUCAACUAUGUCAACACAAGAAAACUGGAAAGAUUACUGAGUGGAUACCGCACAAUUUCACAUUCCGUUUUCUGCUAUCAAAAGAACUGGCAUAACAAAUGCUACUGUGUCCGGCGGCAGCUAAGACCCUCCUCCAGCACAUGAAUUAUCUUUGCAGUCUUCUAGUUAGCUAGCUUGGUAGCUUAGAAUGACAGAAGAAUCACAAUUAAACUUCUUGUUACAUCAGGCUUGUUUGAUUCAAGAGUCUUUUUUUCCAUUAUCGCAUUGUUGUGAUUCGGCUGUCAUUUCAAAUUGCUUGAGUUCUUUUUGUACAAAUUUGUUAUAUAAGGUAAGGAGGAGACCUGAAUAUCUAAAUGGCUUAUGGCUGUAAGAGGACUCCGUUGUGUGAAA